This is a messenger RNA of Miniopterus natalensis, 3672 nucleotides long. It is a transcript of the gene EDC3, whose product is annotated as enhancer of mRNA decapping 3. The record is from RefSeq and is a predicted model, not a curated record. NCBI's taxonomy places the organism in Eukaryota, Metazoa, Chordata, Mammalia, Chiroptera, Miniopteridae. Gene Ontology annotation, biological process: P-body assembly; deadenylation-independent decapping of nuclear-transcribed mRNA. Gene Ontology annotation, cellular component: P-body. Gene Ontology annotation, molecular function: mRNA binding.
AAAAAAAAGAUUUGUUUGUUUCUCAAAGUACACUGCCUGGUUUCUUCUCUCCACAGUGGUCUCACAUCCGAAACAUGGCUACGGAUUGGCUAGGCAGUAUUGUGUCCAUCAACUGUGGGGAUAGCUUGGGUGUCUAUCAGGGAAGAGUUUCAGCAGUGGAUCAGGUCAGCCAGACCAUUUCUCUCACCCGGCCUUUCCACAAUGGAGUGAAGUGCCUUGUGCCAGAAGUCACCUUCAGGGCAGGUGACAUUAUGGAGUUAAAAAUUCUGGAGAUACCAGGUCCUGGAGAAAACCAACAUUUUGGAGACCUUCAUCAGACAGACUUAGGCCCCUCUGGUGUUGGGUACCAAGUGGGUAUCAAUCAGAAUGGCACAGGCAGGUUGGUCAAGAAGCCAACCUCUUCCAGCAGUGCCCCUCAGAACAUCCCUAAGAGGACAGAUGUGAAGAGCCAGGAUGCUGCCGUUUCCCCCCAGCAGCAGCAGUGCUCCAAGAGCUAUGUGGACAGGCACAUGGAGACCUUGAGUCAGUCCAAAAGUUUCCGUCGUCGGCACAACUCUUGGUCAUCUAGUAGCAGGCACCCAAAUCAAGCAACUCCAAAGAAAAGUGGUUUAAAGAAUGGCCAAAUGAAGAAUAAAGAUGACGAGUGCUUCGGGGAUGAUAUUGAAGAGAUCCCAGACACAGAUUUUGAUUUUGAAGGGAACCUAGCCCUGUUUGACAAGGCAGCUGUGUUUGAAGAGAUUGAUACAUACGAGAGGAGAAGUGGUACCCGUUCCCGAGGCAUCCCAAAUGAAAGGCCUACUCGGUAUCGCCAUGAUGAGAACAUCCUGGAGUCAGAGCCCAUAGUCUACCGGCGGAUCACAGUGCCGCACAAUGUGAACAAGGAGUUCUGCACAGACUCUGGCCUGGUUGUCCCAAGUGUUUCCUAUGAGCUACAUAAAAAGCUGUUGUCUGUGGCUGAAAAGCAUGGGUUGACUCUGGAGCGGAGACUGGAGGUGACAGGCGUGUGUGCCAGUCAGAUGGCACUGACUCUACUUGGAGGACCCAACAGGUUGAAUCCCAAAAAUGUACACCAGAGGCCUACAGUGGCUUUGCUCUGUGGGCCCCAUGUGAAGGGGGCUCAGGGUAUCAGCUGUGGAAGGCACCUAGCCAACCAUGAUGUCCAGGUCAUCCUCUUCCUGCCCAACUUUGUCAAGAUGCUAGAGUCCAUCACCAACGAGCUAUCUCUCUUCAGUAAGACCCAAGGCCAACAAGUGUCUAGUCUCAAAGAUCUGCCCACUAGCCCUGUGGACCUGGUGAUCAACUGUCUAGAUUGUCCUGAGAAUGCCUUCCUGCGGGAUCAGCCCUGGUACAAGGCAGCUGUGGCUUGGGCCAACCAGAACCGGGCACCAGUACUAAGCAUAGAUCCUCCCGUGCAUGAAGUCGAACAGGGCAUCGAUGCCAAGUGGUCACUGGCUCUGGGCCUGCCUCUGCCACUGGGAGAGCAUGCAGGCCGCGUCUAUUUGUGCGACAUUGGCAUUCCCCAGCAGGUAUUCCAGGAGGUGGGGAUCAACUACCACUCACCCUUUGGCUGCAAGUUUGUCAUCCCACUACACUCUGCUUAAAGGGGCUCUGGCAAGGCUGCACCCUGUAGUCCCCUGCUGCUUCUGACACUGGACUUGACAACGAACGCCUUAAGGAUGUGAAGCUUCAUGGACCUUUUUGUUAAAUUUUUUCCCUUUUGGGUUUGUUUCUUCUGUGAGAGAACAGAUCAUAUAUAUUUUUUCUUUUGAGAACUUGUAUUUAAAGCUGACCUGUCACCUGCCCUUCACCAGGAAAGGCUUUCCCAUUGGGUGUGUGAGGCAAGGUGGCAGGCUGCAUGUGCAAUGGCUCCAGGCAUUUCUACACUCAGUCCCCUACAUGGCCAGGUGGGGCUUUGUUUACAGACCGUAGGCGGCUCACAAACUGUUUUAGGUUUACAGUCACUGGGCCUGCACGAGCACCUUGCGGGGGUUGGGUAGGUCCUGUACUCACUCUAUUUGAGUUGGCUUUGUCUCCCCUCCUCUGAUCGUGUACGACUGGCUGCACUGCAGCUGUCCACUAGAGGGCAGACUUGCACUCCCCAUUCAUUUUGAGGGCUGUGGACCUCCCCUGAGCCCCACAAGUUGAUUUGACCCUUUCUCCUUAGCUGAUCCAGGGUUUUAUGCUGGGAUUUUUCCCCAAGGAAAAAAUGUCCUUCCUCCUCUCUACACCACUCUGAGAGGCAGGGAAGGUAGUGGCAUCAGGAUGGUUUUACUGUACUGGGAUUUUACACUGUAUUUCUGUUGUCUUCAGCACAAGUAGUAUAAGGUUGUUACUGUAGAACCAUGACGCCCAUCUUGCCAACAGUGCCCCAUAACCCCAUAUACUCUCUCUAGCUGGGGGCUGAGCAUUUGCUUAGUCUGAGGCCAGGCGCCUCAGGGUGCAGCUUGAAUGUUCAGUAUUGGGAAGGCCCCUGGGGGUGCCUGGUGCUGAGCCAGUAGAGGGAGCCAGUAGAGGUUCCGUGGUGCUUCUGUCCUAGGCCAACACUUUCCCCACACAUAUGUACCCUAUUGUUGUGUCCCCUCUGUUCUUCCCCUGAAAUGGUCCUCUGUAGCUAUUAUCCCAGAGCAGGGCACAUGUCCUUCCCUUGUUUGAACCCUUUUUGGUUAUAUACUUUAUAAGUACAAUUGGGGCCACUGCCCUGUCUCACAGAUGCCAAAAUGAGGCUAGUUCUGGAUGACCUGACUGGUGGGACUCAGCCAUAGGAACACACUGCUGGUCAGGUCCUAAGGCACAAAGCCCCUGGACCUUUGCAGGCCUAGGCCCUGGGGGCUGGUAGAACAGGAGCCACACCCUGGAGUACUUGGCAGCUGCCCUUGCAAAGGCUUGUGCUUUAAAGCCUUUUUCAGGGCUUCAGGCUUCCUUCUGCUCUGUGCCUACCCAGUCUUAUUAAAGGGGUGAGUGGAAAGCCUCACCAAGGAUUGCAGAUACAGGGUAGGUAGGCCCUGAUUUCAGGCUGCUUAUCACUUUCCUUAUAGGAGCCUAGCCAGGAACAGAUAAGGUGGGGCAGAGAGAACUGGUCCCUCUUUUCCUCCCAUCCUUCCUGAAAUGUUAAAUUGUCUCCAGCAGUGGGAGGAAGCCAGACACUGUCAACCCUGUGCUAUGUAUCCUCCCUGAGCCUCUGCUCACUCUCAGGACCAAACAGCUCCCAAGAUGGGGCCCUUUAGUCACAAGGCCAUAAUCUGAGGAGGAGUGUUGAAUUACAGGCAUUUUAGUAAGCAAUCAUUAAACAGGUUCUGGCUGCCUGUUAAUGUAGUUGGUCCUUGAUUGGGUAGUGGAAAACAAAUUAGAAGAACCCUGGCCCCAAAGACUGCUUACCCGGGGGGGCGAGGGGGGUGUGUGUUCUUGAGGAGCCACUGGGAAUUUGUGCCCAAGUCUUUUUUCUCUCCUGGUGGCACUGGAGCUCUAUCCUGCCCUCAGCUGGGCCUUCCCCAGUGGUACUAAAGAUAAGCAUCAUUCCUCUGUCUGUGGCUCUUUUCAGAGGCAUCCAGUGCCCAGUCCCCAAGGGGCCCCAAUGAGGUGGUCAAGACUAUCAUUCAUGCAGCUGUUGGGGAACCAAAAGCCAGCACUAAAAUAAAGCUGAAUGAUGGGAGCCCUGUGCUCUGGUAAAUUCUA